This is a messenger RNA of Bursaphelenchus okinawaensis, 7078 nucleotides long. The record is from the annotation of a GenBank genome assembly. Lineage: Eukaryota; Metazoa; Nematoda; Chromadorea; Rhabditida; Aphelenchoididae.
AUGAAGCAGACUAUUAUCAAAAUAGAAUCGAAGUUUGCUGGGGAAUCGUUUGGCACCGACAAUAUACGUACUGUAUACGCUGGAGAAGCUCGAGGUAAGCAUAAAAUUUGAUUUUUUGAACUUACAAACCGAGAUUUCAAAAAAAUUUAAAAAUUUUAAAAAUUUUAUUACAAAUGCAUUUAAAAAGUUUUAUUUUUCAAUAUCGAAAAUUUCAGACACAGAACGUCGGCCAGACCGUACAAUAAUCUUAGUAGGACCAAUUGGCGCAGGAAAGUCAUCGUUCAUUGACUUUCUAUGUAAUCACUUCUACGAUGCCAAAUUUGAUUCAAAUUUUCGAUACAAGAUAGCUGAUGAAAUUUUUGACAGUACGACGCCUAAGAAAGCAGUGACAAAGUAUGUGUUUAAUGCUACCAAAUUGUCGUAUCGACCAAUCAUCAUUGAUACUCCCGGCAUUGGUGAUCCACUGUAAGUCAGUUGAAAUUGAGUUUUACUUUUUAUAUUUGCUCUACCCCUAUGAAAAAUUAAAAAAUAUUUUCUUUUUUUCAAAUUUUUUCACCCGCCCUAAACUAAAAUUUCUUUUUUGUCCAACUGUUAAUCAGCCAAUCCUUUCAGCGGCCUAAAAGCGGACAGGGAGCUAGCCAAGCUCGUAACCGACUACUUAUCAGCCGCUUCAAAAGACAAAAUACAUGCUGUUGGACUAAUAUUGCCAUCGUAUAUGCAUACGAUUAAUCAACAAAUCGAUGAUGAUAUUCACUUGACUUUGUCAUUGUUUCCAGCUUGGAUGAAACAAAAUGUUGUGCCAAUCAUAACGUACUCUGACUUCAAAGAGUACGAUCCGAAUUUGCUGAAACAUUUUGGUCUUGAAGAUAACAGCAGGUUCUAUGUUAACAACGAGUAUCUUUUCAAGGCUAAACCAGGUAAUGUUUUAAUUUUUAUGACAAUACUGAUCUUAAAACCGUUUUUUAGACAAAAAUUUACAUUUUUUUGCAUUUUAAGCUUCGUUUUUUGUAAAAUACUUCAACUUUUGGUGGAUUUUACAACUUACAAGUUUAAAAAUCACAAAAAUUAAUAAUUUUUUUAAUUUUAUUUUUAAAAUUCGAUUGGAAAAACCGCAAAAACGUGACUGGAGGUAUGGGGAUUCGAACCCCAGACUUCUCGCAUGCAAAGCGAGCGCUCUACCCCUGAGCUAUACCCCCGCGUGUCUCUUCGGCUUUCGGGGACGCUUUUCCUUUUCUCGUUCGUGUUGAGGUCACUGCUAGUGUUUUUUCCGUUUACUGUUUUCAAAUAACAUGUGAAGUGACGUUUUGAAAUUAAGGUAUUUUGUUUAAAAAUACGUUUCCUUUAUUUUUUAAAAUUUAAAAACAAAUUUUUGCGACCUUCUUUGCCAGUUUGUUUGCAUAGCAUUAGCCGGUCAGCAUUUUUGUGGAAAAGCGACGAAAAUCGCCACAGGGGAAAAAGGGUAAGAAAUUGGGUAAAGUUUUUAAUUUUAAGGGUUUGCUCUAAAAAAUUGAUUAAAAAUAGGAAUUUUUAUGGGAUGUAAACAAUUUUUUAUGGUAAAAUACGUGCCUUUCAUAAAUGCAGAAAAAAGUUUGAAUUUUAAAAUUCAAAAAAAUGUCAUUUUGUAUUCAAAAUAAUAAGUCUGUUGCAUUUUCUGACCAACACAAAUUUACGCCUAAUAAUGUUUUACGAAAAGAAUUUUAAUGUGUUUUUUGUGAGUCAAUCUGUGCUUAUGGGAAAUGAAUAUUUUUGUUUCCUUUUUUGAUUUUUUCGAAUCGAAACGACUGAACAAAACUGAAACCUUGCGGUUUUUUGAUAUUAUUUUGAGGUUAGAUUGAAUAAGAAUUGAGUAAAAUUUUGAAUUAGUUGAGUUGUGGUGGGGCUAGGGCUGGAGCUGGCGAUAGAGCCAGAGCUAGAGAUUGAGCUAGAGCUAGAGCUUGAGCUAGAGCUUGAGCUAAAGCUGGAGCUAGAGCUACAUCUAGAAGAAUGACCUAGGGUAAGAAAUCUUACAUUUAAAUUAAUAUAACUAAGAACGUUUUUGAAAAUAUUGUUUUAAAUAAGAAAAACUAAUAUUGCAAGCCUCUUUUACAAGAUCAAAUUAAGAGUCAUCUCCAGACGCCAUUGCGUGCUUCUUAUUCAGAUUCAGCCGUUUCUUUUAUUAGCUUUAUUUUCAAACAGUUCCUCCGGCACGAACAAUUAGCUUUUGCGCAAAGAAAUCGUGUAGAUUACGACAUUUCUUGUUUACUAUUUAACUGUUUUACAUGACUACAUUACGAGUUUGUAAAAAAUAUAUUUUUAUGUUGUGUUAUACUACAAAAAAGCGAAGAAAAUAACUGAAGGCCUUUGAAUUCGUGUAAAAAGUCUUUUUUGAAGGAAAAAACAAGCCAGCGGGUUUUUUGAAGCGAAUAGAAUUCGAAAGAGAAGGCAGCCGGAACGUGUGGGGGUAUAGCUCAGGGGUAGAGCGCUCGCUUAGCAUGCGAGAGGGCUGGGGUUCAAUUCCCCAUACCUCCAGUAUCGACUUUUGGUGUUUUUUAGUAUAUUAUUAAUGGUAUUUUUUGUUAAUUAUCAUAGUGACUUGGGUAUAACUUUGUUUUUACUACAGCAGUUUAAGUAUACCUUGACUUUUAUUAAAGUAAUUUAUAUAUUUUAUCUUAUAGUAGGCCUUUCUCUAUAAUAAUAUAGCAGCAUAGUAAAUAAAACCGGCUAAUUUCAAAUUUUUAGCCAACUCAAUUCUAGCCGAAAAGGAACGAGUUGUUUGGAACCGUAACGAGCGUAGUAUCAUCGAAUUCUUACGCUACAUUGGCUCACUGCGGCCGCAAACAAUUGAACGUCGUCUGCCUUCUGAAUCCGAAGCCAAUCCGAAUCAGGACUACGAGGAGCGACGAGUUCGUGCAAGUCGUGUGAGUCAUAACAUCUUUUUGUUGUUUUUAUGUUUGUACGAUGGGCCGGCGUAUUGUGACUGUUUUUCGUUUUUUAUAUUGUGGCUUUGUACUGUUACUACAGUAAUUUAGUGGUGAGCAAAAUUUUGUAUAAUAGUUUUUUGUCAUAAGGUUUGGGUGAUAAGGUCAGGAUAAGGGCGUCAAUGUUUAGGCUUAUUGAACAUUUUAUUGGCUGAAGAAAGUGUUUUAGGCUUAUCCCACUAGGUGUAUGGUAUGAUGAGUAGGGUAGGGUAGGGUAGGGUAGGUAGGGUAGGGUAGGGUAGGGUGAUUUUUUAAAAUUUUUUAAAUAAUUUGUUUUAAUUUUAGGAGACAAUAACAUAUUUCUUGGAAACAGAUGAAGUAAAGCAAAUUCGUGAAGAAUUUACUGAGAAAUCGGGUAGUCAAGGCUUUGAUACGUCUCAUAAAGCUGCUACAUCGACUGUUUUUACUAUUCCAGUAAGUUCUGCUCUCCUCUCCAAAUUACGGUACGGUAUUUGCUACGCUAUAUAAAUUUUAAAUUUGAAUUAAAAUUAAAUUUUUGUUUGAAAACAGUUAUGCAAAUUGAAAAUCAAUGUUUGGGUUUAGGUAAACAAGCCAAGUACCAUCGGAAGUAGAGUGGAAAAUCGAGGGAUAUUGAGCGAAAAUCGCUUUAAUAUCGGUCAAGAAAUGGGGAGACAGGACAAUUACGUUGAGAAAAUUGAGGAAACCGUGGAAAGUAAGUUAUUGCCAUAAAAAUUUGUAUCUAUACUUCAAAAAAUUUUAAAAAAAUUAAAAUAUUUUUUUUUAAAUAUUAAUAAAUAUUUCAGACCUAGAGCUCCUACGCCGUUACAUAUACGACCCAGUGACUCGCACCUAUCGUAUUGAGUAUGCACAUGAAGUAAAAGUACACGAAAGCCGAAGGUCAAGUCAAGGUGGCAGUCUGCACAACUCGUUCUCUGAUUUGAGAAGAUUGAGUCCAAGUAAAGGUGACAUUACUAGGAAUGAAGGGGACUAUAGCAGGCCUAUUAAGGUAGGAUGUCACUUUGAUUCUUGACUUCAAAAUUUUAAAAAUUUGACAAUUUUGAGUUUAUUGCUAGAAAAUCUGUUUUAAAAAUUAAAUUUAUAUCUAAAAAUGUCAUCAUACAAAAAAUGUGGCCAAAAACCUUAAUUUAGGUACAAAAUUAAAAUUUUUUUUUAUUUUUAGAGAAACUCAAGUGCACCAAAUUUGGAAAAAGACGGCAAAGAGAAUUUAAAUUAUUCGCCCGAAGUUUUGAGAAAAUUGCUUGGAGAUGCUAUUAUGUAUGGUUCAGCUACACGUCCUGAACAGUAAGUUUUCUUUGCGUCUCAUCUUACUGUGUCUACUAAGCCUAAGCUUUUCUAUUACGUAGGGUCAGGCAAGGCUAGAAAGGCCGAGGAUCGACUUGGAUGGGGCUAAAAAGGUCAGGGUUAAGGUCGGGUAGGGCUGAAAAGGCUGACCUGUUAAGCCUAAUAAUCCUAAGCUUGAUAAAAAAAGCUUACCAAACUUAAGCAAACUUGGCCUAAGCCUAUCUAACAUACACUCGAUUAGAAAGAAGGAAAGACCUUUUUUGCGUAAUUUAUACAAUGUUAGAUAACGUGAUGCUUUAUUAAGAUAGCUUUAGGUAAAUUGCAAGGAAUCGUAUUACGCAACCUUUUCUUAUGUAAUAUUGUUCAUUUUUGUAAUAUUUGCCUCGAUGUAAAACGACCCAACAAAUUACCGCGAGUAUGACAAUCGUACUCUAUUUAACUUCGAGGCAAAGGUAGGGCAGGUUUGGUCAUAAAAUACUGCGAGUGCUGAGGUCAUUAUGAUUUUUCUGUACGGAACUGGUUUUAUGCGGUCGUACUUGCUUAUUAAGCCUAAGACUACUGAUGCUAAGCCUACGAAUUCUCAUCGUACUAAAAUUAAUACUACUAAGUCUACCAAGCCUAAGCCUACUAAGCCUAAGAGCCUAAUAAGUUUAGGCCCACUAAGCCUGAGCCUAUUAAGCCUAAGUAUACUAAGGCUAAGCUUACUAUACCUACCCAGUCAAAGCUUACUAAGCCUAAGCCUACCAAGAUUAAGCCUCCUAAGCCUACUAAGCCUAAGUUACUAAGGCUAAGCUUACUAAACUUAAGCCUACUAAGUCUAAGCCUACUUAACCUAUGUCUACUGACUGAGCCUAAGCCUAUGCCUACUAAGACUAACUUUACGAAAUCUGAACCUAGCUUAAACCUAAUUUAAAAAUUUUUAGAACCGACAUAUCGCCAGUACGAUCUCAAGUAGUACGAAAACCUUAUGAUCCAAGCGAAUUUGAGCACCAAUCUCGAGCACAACCAAGGAACAUUCCAAUUGGUCUUGGAGCUGGUCUUGAACCAGCACCAGUCAGCCAAACCUCGCCUGACCAUCCUGACCGGUCGGUGGAUAAAAACCGCGACGGAAUUUUUGAACGAAAUUCUUCUAGUCGACAGGUAGGCUAAGUUUUAAAAAUGGUUAGUAUCGUACUAAAAAUUUUGAAAAAAUUUUGAAAAAAUUUUGAAAAUGUACUAAAUUUAAAUUUUGAAAAAUUCGAAAUUACGUUUUUUAGUCUCUACACAACAGUCCAAUACGGCACGGUGGAGUACGACAUGCUAUAGUGAACAGAGAUCCUGAAGGUAGUACUCAUGAUUUAAGUCAGCCAGCUUCAAACUCAAACCGACCAGCUAUUCAACCGUUACCAAGGCAUAACAUUGGUCAAGGUAAUCAAUUUUUAAAAUUUUUAAAAAAUUUAAAAUAUUUUUGAAAAAUUUUUUUUUAGUGUCAUGGUGUAUAUGCCACUCUUAUAAUGUUUUACUAUUAACGAUAUUUUAAAAAUUUUUAUUUAAAACUAAAAUUCAGGCCAAUCUCUAUCUGCACCAACAACAACAUAUCCAGUCCAGCCACAAAACACAUUACCGUAUCAGCCGAAUACCGUAUCCAGAGUAGACGAAACGAAUCAGACUGACGUUGAUCCACGUUAUUCUGUACCACAAAGAUCAGUUGUGAUAACACAACAACGACGAGAACAAGGGCCAGGCUACUGGAUUGGACAAGGUGGUAGAGAAAUUGAAGAUACGACUAUUACCAGACGAUUUCCACAAGCUGGUACUGAUGGUAGAGGUUAUGGUGGUGGACCUGGUGGAAAGUUUGAUGGUCAGGGUGGUACUGGUAAUGUGCCAGUGGGUCAAGGUGGUGCUGGUAAUGUGCCAUUGGGCCAAGGCGGUACAGGUAAUUUGCCUAUAGGACAAGGUGGCAAUGUCAAUGGUACUCAAAACGGUGCUGGCGGAGUACCUAUAGGACAAGGCGCUCAUUCUCGAUCAUCGUCAAAUCAAAAUAACCAAAAUACCCGUCCAUCAGCUUACCCCCGAAAUCAAAAUCAACCCUACCCGUAUGACCUGACCGGUCGGACGGCUGGCUACCCAUUACAGCCAGGCCAACCUCAAGGUAACAUUCAACCUGGUCAAGGUCAAGAUCCUCGUUAUCAACAAGGCUUAGAAAAGAAUCCACAACAAUCAUAUGAUCCUAAUCGUGGACCAUAUGUACAGACUGAUGUUCAUGGUGUUAGGACAGAUUAUGUUGGACGAAGAGACGGCAGAUGGAUUGAGAAAAGGGGCUAUGAGAUCACGAGGGAGGACCUUGGCACACCUAAAGUACGGUAGCUUUGAUUUUUAGUACGGUAGGAAGGGGGGGGGGUUGCUAUCUGGAGGGUAAGCCUAUUAAGCUUAAGUUUGUUAGGCUUACUUUUUAUAUUUUUAAGCUUAAGUUUACUUAUCUCAAGCUGCAAGGCUUGGACUUAUUAAGUAUAGGCUUACUAAGCCUAUUAAACCUAAGUUUGCUAACCCUAAGCCUACUGAAACAAACUUGCUAAGUCCACCUUUACUAAGCCUAAGCUAUGAAGCCUAAGCUUUAUAAGCUUAAGCCUAAUUUGCUCAGUAGGUAUAAAAUAGUUAUUAAACUUUCAACUGUAUAAAAUACAGUAAUCUAAGAUUUUAAGGAUGUGGACCCUAGUCUGAACGAUCAACAACGUCUUCUGAAUCCAGAAGCCGGCAGACCACGUCGUCGGGCCAAAAAACGCAGUCCAUUAUAUAACUGUUGCUUCUACAUAGUGGCCCCACUCGUUGUAUUGGCGGUAGUAUCUACAGUGGUAAUAACGUUAAUCCUACUUGCUUGA